CAGCUGUUCCAAACUGUCCACGCCCGUUUUCAAACUCGUAUGUCCUGCUAAUUACUACUAUCAUCUCUGCGGAUUACAGUUUCUUGGCAUGGCGUGAUUUUUGCGCGGGUCAAUCAACUCACAGGAGGUCUUGUGUUUUAGCAUUUGCAAAACGAGGUGUCGUGGUUGCGAACCCAACGAGGAAGAUGCACAAACCUUCUUUUUCUGGUCUUUACGAGCUCUAGCGGCGUAGCGGGGAUCGCAUUAGGGUUUUGGAGGUUUAGGGUUCAGCCACAGCUAUGGCCCUGAAGCCUGCAGGUGGAUUCGGCACGGAUCCCGUGAUGGGAGAUCUUGUCCCGGACAAGAAACGAUCGCGUGAAUACAAGGUGACUAACCGAUUACAGGAAGGCAAGAGGCCGCUGUAUGCGAUUUGCUUCAACCUGAUCGACUCCCGCUUCUACCACGUCUUUGCAUCAGCGGGAGGGAAUAGGGUCACGGUGUACCAGUGUCUACCCGAAGGUGGAGCGGUUGCAGUUUUAUUAGCGUUCGUUGACGAGGACAAAGAAGAGGAGUUUUACACCGUGAGCUGGGCAGUUGGGCGAGAUGGCAACCCCUUGCUGGCGUGCAGUGGCAGCAAUGGAGUCCUCCGCAUCAUUGAUUGCGAGAGCGAGAAGCUGCAGAAGAGCUUCGUAGGGCAUGGUGACUCCGUGAAUGAGCUUCGCACCCAGACUUUGAAGCCUUGCCUCAUUGCUUCAGCGAGCAAGGACGAGAGCGUGAGACUGUGGAAUGCCGACACUGGUGUCUGUGUGCUUAUCUUCGCGGGAGCAGGGGGUCACCGCAAUGAGGUGCUCAGCGUCGAUUUUCAUGGCUCGGAUAUAUUGCAAAUGGCCAGCUGUGGGAUGGACAACACCAUUAAAAUUUGGUCCUUAAGGGAUUACUGGAAGUUCGUGGAGAUGUCGUUCACAUGGACUGACUCCCCAUCAAAAUUCCCCACCAAGUACGUCCAGUUUCCAGUUUUCAAUGCUCUGGUACACAGCAACUACGUCGACUGCACGCGCUGGCUUGGGGAUUUCAUUCUAUCCAAGAGUGUCGACAACGAGAUUGUGCUAUGGGAGCCGCUGCUUAAGGUUUCUGGGACGACAGGAAACGAGGGAAAAGUGGACGUUUUGCAAAAGUACCCCGUUCCUGAGUGCGAUAUCUGGUUCAUAAAAUUCUCCUGCGAUUUUCACUUCAAUCAUCUUGCCGUAGGGAACCGCGAAGGAAAGCUGUUCGUGUGGGAGGUCCAGUCGAGCCCGCCUAACUUGGUUGCGAAGCUCUCACAUCCCCAGUGCAAGUCUCCGAUUAGGCAGACGGCGACCUCGUUUGAUGGCAGUACUAUCAUGUGCUGUUGUGAGGAUGGCUGCAUUUGGCGCUGGGAUGCUGUGUCUUGAUGAUCGUGGAUAUCUGGAGCCAAUUUCAAUGUUUGUGAAACUCUAAAUCUGUGAGCUCAUUCAUUCCUCGCUGUAAGGUUCCGCUCACCACCCGUACCUCUCUGCCAUUGAUUUUGGUGAUGGAAUCAAACACCCCAAUGAGCUCCUCCGAGGAUGGGUGCGUGCAUUGUAUUUUGAGGUUAGGGUUUGGAUUAAUCCCACACAAGCAGGCGACAUAGGGUAUUGAGAAGAUGCGUUUGUUUAUCGACGCUGAAGGACAUAUUUGAAGCCUGCAAAUGCAAAGAGUAAAGAGCAAGGUUUACAAUGAUCUUAAACAAUGGAGGUAGAGACGUGUAGACUACGCAAGGAUUUCAGUCUGAUAGGUGUUUGUAAAGUAGGAACCCACUUGAAAAAUUUGCUGAAUGGAAGAUGACGCGGGUGGGAUCACUCCUUCACAGUGUUUGACAAAGCAGCGGACAGUCACAGUUGACACUCGUAAGUUUUUAGUGCGGUCUUUCUAGCGUGGUUACUUUAUUUCCGCUAGGGGCUGGAUGCCUCAGGAAGUCUGUCUAGCAUGUGCAUUGAUUUACGCCACUGUUUAUAUGGCUAUGACCCUAGCGAAUUGCAUGCAGGUAAGUCGCACUAGAUGUCGAUCUCCACCUUGAAAAGGAAAAAAAGGAGAUUGCUGAAGCAUUCAAUAUGUGCUCUCUCAACUCGUGAUUGUCCCAUCUUCUUAGAAAGGUGGCAUGUAUGAUUGUCCCAUCUUCUUAGAAAGGUGGCAUGUUCAUCAAGAUGUUUGGCUAAUUUCUUUUAAAUUGUUAACCAAUUAAUUUGUCCAUA
Messenger RNA from Physcomitrium patens, 2228 nucleotides. RefSeq names its product polycomb group protein FIE1. Gene Ontology annotation, molecular function: protein binding. Lineage: Eukaryota; Viridiplantae; Streptophyta; Bryopsida; Funariales; Funariaceae. The record is from RefSeq and is a predicted model, not a curated record.